AUGACCCAAGACGAUCUCAAGAACGGUGCUCGCGCCGGUUCCGAUGUCUCGUCUGAUGAGUCUGACUGGGACGACGCGGAGCCCGAAGAAGAGGAGGCACAAUCCUUCAUUUCCUUGCUUGACGAUACUGUCUUUCCUGACGUCGAUGCCAUGCUGCGUCACUGCCGCACAAAGCACAAUUUUGACUUCCUCGCCAUCCGCCGUCGGCUUGGUCUUGACUUCUUUGGCACCGUCAAACUUGUCAACUACAUUCGUCAGCAUAUUCACGAUGGCUCUGCUCUGCCCGAGACUAUCUCUGUCGACGACAUUGCUGACGAGCGCUACAUGAAGCCUGUAAUUGAAGACGACGCCUUGAUCAUGGCUCUGACGGAGCUGGAUCUUGACGAUAAAACGUCAGGGCAGCUUCAGCAAGCGCCACAAGGGGGUGCCUCUCGGGAAGCUCAGCUUGAAGAAGAGUUGGCACAGCUUCAGUCCCAGUUCGCAAAGUACCGCAAUGCUGUUGAGCAGACUCUUGACCAGCGCUGGGGAGAAGACACGCCCGUUCCAACCCAGGGCGAGAAGCCUCGUGAUCCGGACGAUAAGGGUGUUCGGAAGGAUGAGUCUCAGUACUACUGGGAAUCAUAUGCCUCUAACGAUAUCCACGAGACGAUGCUGAAGGACAAAGUUAGAACAGACUCUUACCGCGAUUUCGUCUACAACAACAAGUCUCUGUUCAAGGACAAGAUCGUGCUAGAUAUUGGCUGUGGUACCGGCAUUUUGAGCAUGUUCUGUGCCAAGGCCGGUGCGAAGCAGGUCUUUGCCGUUGACAAGUCCGAUAUCAUCGACAAGGCCCGCGAGAACGUCUUCAACAACGGCCUCACCGAAAAGGUUACCUGUAUCAGAGGCAGGGUCGAGGAUAUCAGUCUUCCUGUCGAUCAAGUUGACAUCAUCAUCAGCGAAUGGAUGGGCUACUGCCUGCUUUACGAGGCCAUGAUGAACAGCGUUCUCGUUGCCAGAGACCGUUUCCUGAAGCCCGACGGCCUCAUCGCCCCGAGCAUCUCCACUAUCUGGGUGGCGCCCGUCUCGGAUCCAGAGUACAUCACCGACUUUGUUACCUUCUGGGAUGACGUCUAUGGCUUUGACAUGAAGUCAAUGAAAGAGGGCAUCUACGAUGAGGCUCGCAUUGAGAUCAUGCCAGAGGACUGCAUCUGCGGUACCCCCUCACAGAUCUCAUACAUUGACCUACACACCGUCAAGAUCGAGGACCUAGAUUUUGAGACCCAGUGGAAGUCAAAGGUGACCAAGGACAUUCCGUCACUUGACGGUUUUUUGACCUGGUUUGACAUCUUCUUCACGACUUCUCGAAACGACUCGAUCCCGGCAGAUCUACCGGUCAAGGCCGGCGAGACCAUUGUCACUAGACCUGGCGAGGUGGCCUUCACCACCGGCCCUGCAGGUCCUGACACUCACUGGAAGCAGGGUUUCCUGAUGAAUAAGUAUCUUGAGGGGAAUGCUAGUGUCACGGCCGGCACCGAGAUUUCUGGGCGCAUUGUCUUCAAGGCACCCGAGAAUAAUCCCCGGGCGCUGACUAUCAGCAAUACUUGGACAGUACCAGGCCAGGACAACAGGACGCAAAUGUGGAAACUCAGAUGA
Molecule: messenger RNA, 1632 nt
Organism: Colletotrichum abscissum
Lineage: Eukaryota; Fungi; Ascomycota; Sordariomycetes; Glomerellales; Glomerellaceae
Product: methyltransferase domain-containing protein
Exons: 4
Coding region: 1-1632 (543 amino acids)
Biological process (GO): peptidyl-arginine methylation
Cellular component (GO): nucleus
Molecular function (GO): protein-arginine N-methyltransferase activity
Source: RefSeq, a predicted model, not a curated record